Messenger RNA from Cinara cedri, 585 nucleotides. Lineage: Eukaryota; Metazoa; Arthropoda; Insecta; Hemiptera; Aphididae. The record is from the annotation of a GenBank genome assembly.
AUGGAAACGUACGAUAAAUUGGUGAAAGUGUUCGGUGAUGAAGCCCUGAGUCGUGCUCAGGUGUUUCGAUGGCAUAAAAAUUUUAAAAAUGGUCGUGAAAACGUCGGGGAUGAACCGCGAAGUGGGAGACCGGUUGCAGCUCGAACUGACAACAAUGUUCAGCGUGUGCGCACUCUCGUGCAUCAAGAUCGGCGUUUAACCGUUCGAAUGUUGGCUGAUGAACUUAAUUUGAAACGAGAAACCGUCAGAAAAAUUUUAACUGAUGAUUUGUCCAUGAANCCAUGCCAUCGUGCCUUCAGUGUGUCGCGAUUUUUGACCUCUAAGAACAUCGCAGUGUUGCCACAAGCGCCCUAUUCGCCGGAUAUGUCACCCUGCGACUUCUUUUUGUUCCCUCAAACAAAAUUGGCCGUGAAAGGAACGCAUUUUGAGUCCAUAACUGACAUCCAGAACGCCGUAACGAGGGUACUUCAGGAUAUUCCAGUCAAAGCCUUCCAGAAAUGUUAUGAGAGCUGGAAAAAACGUUGGAACCAGUGUAUAGGGGUGGGAGGGGAGUACUUUGAAGGGUAUCACAUCGAUGUAUCUUAA